AGUGAAAUCAAAGCAUCGAACUAUGGGUGAUCCCCAGUUUGAAGAAUGGCUAGAACUCGGCCAAGACUACAAAAAACUAGACGAAGUCAACGCACAGUACUUGAGAAAGUUGACAGAAAUAUCAAACCUUCAAGAGUCAUGCCUGAAGCAUAUAGCUCAUCAAAGAUACCGGAUGAGAGUGAUUGCAAAUGGUCUAAAGAAGCGAGAAUCAAAUGACAAAGUGAUUGGAAUGAAAGAAGGUAUGCUGAAAAGAGAAGCCGAAUUGCAAGAGAUUGAAAAGUCCCUGCCUAGAAAAGGAGAGCCAUACUUGAAGCUAGUACUAGGAAGGUUAGACGUUUCCUUCCUCAACAAAGACGACAAGUUCAAAUACAAAGAUGAAUACGAGAAGUUCAAGCUAGUGAACAACAUAGCAGCUUUCAUAAUAUCCCUCUUCUUGCUGUAUAUCGAUUCCAGGGUUUUGGAGCAACUCUAUAUAGGUUUAUUAAUAUGGUACUACUGCACUGUUUCGAUUAGGGAGAGUGUACUGAGAGUAAACGGGUCAAGAAUCAGAGGUUGGUGGAGAAUACACCACAUUCUAUCAACAAUUAGUUCCGGGAUAUUAUUAGUAUGGUCUGACGACGAAACUUGGAUGAACUUCAGGUACCAGUUCAUUUACUACAGCCUCUACAGCUGCUUCAUACAGUACUUGCAGUUCAAGUACCAACAAGGGACCUUGUAUCGACUGAAAGCGCUAGGAGAUGCACAAAACAUGGAUGUCACCAUAGAAGGUUUCCAAUCCUGGAUGUGGAGGGAACUGUCGAUCCUGCUACCCUUUCUUUUCAUCGGGUAUGUCUUCCAAUUGGCCAAUGCUUUCGUCUUGUUCCGAUUGAGUUAUCAUCCGAGGGCGACAUGGAAGGUACUGGCUACUGCCAUUUUGUUUUUUGUGCUUUUCGUCGGGAACACUGUAACUGCGAUUAGGGUAGUGCCCAGCAAGACGAAGCAGGAGAUGAUGUUGAAGUACAGAGUGAUGACACAGAGAAUUUACAAUGCAGUCAGAACCAGUGAUACAGAUAAAAAAGGACGUUAAAUGUAUUGUGUUCUGAUUAUGAUUACUUGUUAUUCAAGUUGUAGGUAGUUUAGUUCAGCCGUUUUGUAUGAAAUUCGUUGUAGGCCAGAGAUCUGCUAAAGUGAUUCUCGUGAUAAUUCUUCUCAAUAUCUAUGUAACUAUUUUUACAUUCCUGUUACUGAUGAUGAAAUAUUGAAACAGGUACUAUUUUUGUUAUUUCUGCAUGAAUAUAAUACCGUUCCAUUGACUGAAUUGAUGAGAGAAUAAGAAACUAUCUUGAU
Molecule: messenger RNA, 1326 nt
Organism: Phaedon cochleariae (mustard beetle)
Lineage: Eukaryota; Metazoa; Arthropoda; Insecta; Coleoptera; Chrysomelidae
Source: the annotation of a GenBank genome assembly